AGGAAGAAGAUAAACAAAACAAAUGCAAGAGGAAGGCAGCGUGGACUCCAUUGAAAUGGCUUUAUUAUUGCUCAGAUAGGAUUAAACACGAAGCGAAACACGACACCAAACUUUCACAUGGGGUUUCUAACGACACCAGGUAUCAGAAGAGAAGGCGGCGAGACUUACACGAGUCACUGAGUUUUCCACAAUAAAGAAGACUUUGUUGCUUAACCCAUCCUGUUUUCUACUGGAGGUUGAUAUCAUCCAAAGACAACUGGGACACGAGGUGGAAGAAUAAUUCACAAUAAGGAACAGAGAUCGGUGCUCGGCGAUGCCUCAGCCCAGCAUCAGUGGAAUGGAUCCUCCCUUUGGGGAUUUCUUUCAAACUUGUACUUUUGCUGACCAGGCACUAACCAGCACAGACCUGUUGGCGAGUAACACAGACCCAGACUUCAUGUACGAACUGGAUAGAGAUAUGACCAAUUGCCAAAGCCCUAAAGGUGAUCACUUCACAGUGGGGGACUACAAGGAGAUGGAGUGUGGGGAGUACCUCUUGGAGCUGGUGGACAGUGACCCGGACUACAGCUCUAACUUUGAGCAGUGGGAUACGUACUGGGAGGACAUGACCAAGUACACCCGCUUUACCAGCUGUGACAUCUGGGGCACCAAGGAGGCAGGCCUGGAUGACUUCUCCAGCCCCUACCAGGACGAGGAGGUGAUUGGCCAGACCCCCACCCUGGCCCAGCUCAACAGCGAGGACUCGCAACCACCUGUGUGUGACACGCUUUACCACCCUGAUCUGCUGAUGGGGGGCCAGAAGCAGCACACCUCCCUCCCCCCAUUCUCCCUGGGCAAGAAGAUGGCCGCCCGCCCGGGCCCCUCGUUCUCCGCCUCCUGCUCCAACCUGGUCAGGGACCCCCUGGGUGACUUUGCAGAGGGUUCCCUGAGCGCCACUUGGCCUGUCCCCUCCACCACAGAGACUAUGUCCAAGGCCCAGGGUCCCAGCAAGAUGGCUGCUCUGGGCCACCACUGCAACGACUAUGUGCGCAAGGCCACGGUUCGCGUCAGCAUGCCUCGCCGGCCCCUAGUCGACAUGCCCAUGGCCUCCCAUCAGAUUGAGUCUGAAGACCACUCCCCGUACCCCAGCAAGCCCCCUGAGGUGGCCACCACGUCUGGCUGUGCUGCCCCUGUGGCUGCUCCUGCUACUGCAGCCUCUGCCAGCAUCCUGGCCUAUGAGAAGAGAGAAGAGCUGCCUUGCCGGGUGAUGCCCCCCGCCUCAGUGGGCACAUCUGGAGCUGUGCCCCCCAUCCUCCACUACCCUGUGGCUGGGGCCAAGGCCAGCGAGACUCUGCUGACUGCCAGUGGGAGUGGCCUGGGACAUGACCCAGUCUCUGACAAAAAGAAGGAAGAGGAGCACAACUACUCCCUGUUCCUAACCCGAGCCAGGCUGGCUGGGAAAACCCUCACUGAGAUGGAUGAGGAGGAGGAGGAGGAAGAAGAAGAGGUGGGGGAGAUGGAGGAUGAGGAAGAUGCUGAGGGCGUGGAGCUGGAUGAAGAUCAUGAUGAGGGUUUCGGCAGUGAGCAUGAGCUCUCUGAGAACGAUGAUGAUGAUGAGGAUGAUGAUGAUGAGGAGGAUGAUGAUUAUGAGGGCGAUAAAGAUGACGACAUGAGUGACACCUUCUCCGAGCCAGGUAGCCAUGUAUCAGGAUGUGACAAUGACACGGUGGGGGACGUGAAGGGUCUGACAGCAGGGAUCUCCAGGAAGAGGGGCAAACGCCGCUACUUCUGGGAGUACAGCGAGCAGCUCACCCCCUCUAAGCAGGAGCGCAUGCUCAAGCCCUCCGAGUGGGACAGACAGACCCUGCCCAGCAACCUCUACCAGAGGAACGGCCCACACCACGGGAAGUACAAUCUGAAGAAGUCUCGACGGACGGACGUGGAGGACCUAACCCCUAACCCUCGGAAGCUGCUGCAGAUCGGUAACGAGUUGCGUAAGCUCAACAAGGUGAUCAGUGACCUGACCCCGGUCAGCGAGCUGCCCAUCACAGCCCGCCCUCGCUCCCGCAAGGAGAAGAACAAACUGGCCUCCAGGGCCUGUCGGCUGAAGAAGAAGGCUCAGUAUGAGGCCAAUAAAGUCAAGCUGUGGGGUCUGGGCACAGAAUAUGAUCGGCUUCUGUUUGUCAUCAACACCAUAAAGGAAGAGAUGGUGAACAGAGUGCAGGAUAUCUGCGACAAGGAAACAAGCAUGACUGAAACGUUGGACAAACUCAUCGAAGAAACCCUUGUGAAGUCCCCAGUUGCCGGGGAGACUUCAGACUUUGUGAACCAGAUCCUGGAGAACACUGGCAAGGGGGAUCCCACCGGAGGUCUGGUCGGGCUGCGCGUACCCACAUCUAGAGUGUAGACAGGCCCUGUAGAGAGGCCUAGUGAUGGCACACUCCAAGCCAUCCCACACCAUUCUUGUCCCACACUGUAACGGCACACCCUCUGCAUGUCCAUUCCAUCCGGAAACGCAUUCCCAAUGCUGAGUGGGAAGACAUACAUAUACCAUAGCUUCACAUGUAUGUAUUCACACAAUGCGCAUGUACAGAAAUGAAACUAGUAGCUAUCUCUGCACUUAGUAGUCUGUUACUUGCCAUUUGUUGCUAGUGACCUUCACGAGCCACAGCGCUGCGAAUUCAAAGCCAAUAUAUGAAACGAUAACUCCUGAAGUGUUUUAUGUUGAGAAGUGAAGCAAAACAGAAUGAUCAUCAGUUCUUGCUGUAGCCAUUUCCUGUAGCGUUCAAACGACCCGUUUCAUGUCUGCGUACCAGAGUGGGAACGCCAACACAGGAUGCAGUUCUAUUUAGAGUGAGCCGACAGGAGAUAUUCAAUAUAAAUAUUCUCCUGUCAAUCCCAUGUCCUUUUAAUCAGCUGCCUUGUUAUUAUGCCACCUUACUGAACUGUGUUCCCAGUGAAGAACAGCCACUGUGUAUUCCAUAGUGUAUACUGUUAGGAACACCUAAUACCUAUUGAUGCCAGUUGUCUGUUUUCCCAUUCUUGUACCACGGUAUUUACAUAGGAGGAGAAAAUGUAACCCUAUACAUGUCAACCUGCAAACCACAUCAUAAGGCAACAAAAACACAGAAGCACCUGAAAUACUACUAAAAUUAAGAAAAUAAAUAGUAUAUUUUGAGGGAAUGAUACUUUAAAAAAAAAUGUUAAUGUUUGGGGGUUACACAUUUAGGACAUGAAUGCAGUGAGGAAGGUUGGUUUGCGAUUUAGCCUGAUUGUUUCUGUUCCUGUGUUUCUGCAGUUGAGAAGAUAUUUCAAAUGGACUUGAGCAGAAGGCUAAGAUCCUAAGUCGUCUCGACUAUAAGCUAGAUGAUGUGAUUACAACAAUCAAUUUUCUCUUUCUAUAUACACUUUGUUUGAAGUGUCUUCAAAUGAAAAUGCCAUUGGCUUCUUGCGAAGUAGGGAUGAGAGCGCUAAAAGUUCGGAAUUCCUUAGUUUGGGGUGUUCGUAUUUGUAUUUGAUCAGAGUACUAUUCAUUGUGCCUUGUAUUUAAAGUGAGAUGAUUACAAAAACUCCCAGAGGUAGAAGGGUAGUGGACCAUUUUACAAUGAGGGAGAGCAGAACAUGGUGCAGGGAAUGUCACGGUGUGGGUUUGUAAUGUAUUUCUGCUCUUUAAAAAUAUUCUGAAUGUACAUAUGAACAUGGAACAUGUAGAUAUAUGCCACAGAGUCUGUGCAUUGUAUUAUAAGAUGGCUCUGACAAACAUUUACUUUGGUUAUUGGUACUUGGACUUUGGGAAUGGGAGGGUUUAAAAAAAAAAAAUAUUCGUAUAGAAUUUCAAAAUAUUUGCACACUAUAUUUUGAUUUUUAUUUUUUUUGUACCAAAGACGCAUGCAACAAAAACGGUGACUAGCCAGAUAAAGUAAGGUUUUGCACAGCUUACCUGACACCGUAUUGAAUGUAGGAAAUGUGGUAGGGUCAGGGAUUUUCAUUGAACUGUGAAAUUCGCUUGGGUCCAAUUAUGUCCUGAAAGAAGCAUUCAUUAACAUUUUCUAAAAGGCUUUGCUCUGUCAGUUGGCUUCUCAAGUAGAUUACUUGGAAACAUUUUGAUUGAUUCCUGAAGUUACUACUCCCACUUCUUUUUAUUGUGCUUUGGCACAAAGUAGAAAAGGGAUGGAGCGCAAUGUGGAUGUGUUUUUUAUUUUAAUUUCCCUGUCAAAACGUCAAUCACAAAUAACCAAAAGGUAUAUAACUUGUAUCAUUUAUGUAGGUGAGAUGGAUACACAUACAUCAUUGACAUGACGUGAUUUAUGUUGUGUAUUUAUAGUACUGUCCAUUCAUGCAUACAGUACAUGUAUCUAUUAUGAAUUGCCACUUUUUCAAAUUGAUACGUUUUAAUAAGCAUGACACAUUUCUAAGGUCUAUCCUCACAUUCCGAGAAACUUUGGAGAGGGGGUGACAAAGAAAGAAAAUAUUUUUGUAAUAUUUGCCUCGACCUUUUUCUGUUGGUGUGCAGGUAUUUCAUUUGAGAGAGAUACAUUUCUGGAGUGUGACUCUGCAUAAGAUAAGGAAGGGUUCCUCUGUUUUUUGUGAAGACGGUAUAGUUUUUUAGGCGUACUGAAAGUAAGUGGUUGAAUAUCAUGGAUAUCGUUAUGGUUUCUUUGUGCCCUCAGCCUCAGUUCUUGACACAGCUGCUUCGUUGCACUGUCAUGGGGAAGAUUGGUAGAAAAUGUAUGGAUGAUUCUCAAUUGUGUACUUGCAAUUGUAGUCUUAACCUGUUACGAUCUCAGCCCAGACGAAAUGAGACGCGCAGCUUUUUAGAGAGAAUGCUUUUAGCUCAAGCAUCUCUCUUUGCUGCUGCAACUUGUCGAUCUUCUCAAUUUGAAGGACUAGGUUUUCUAAUUCCAAGAGAAUGUGGUGGUUUAAGGCUAAAUUUGAUCAAAUUGGCACAGCUGCAAACCCUCCCUGCGGAACAGUACCAUUGUCCCUAUGCUGAAAAAAAAGGCAUGUUUUAAUUGCAAAUGUUUUAUUUUAUCCAGUGAGCAUCUUAUUUGAGUUCUGACAUUAUCUGAACAUGCCUUUCGUUUGCUGUAGAGGGACAAUGUUAUUGUUCUGCAAAGCAGGUCUCCCACACUGCACGCCAUAGACUGAUUAACUCAUGAUUUUAAUUAAAAGGGGAGAAAAUGUACUUUCUCUGAAACUAGAAUGAUACUUUAUGUUUAUAAUAAAAUAUCUUAUUCUACUUUGUUAGUGUAGUCAAGAUUCUCUAUAUACCAUCCAUGGUUUGUUUUUGUAGUGUUUCAUUUUGUAAAUAGAUUAAGCUGAAAUGUAUCUUCUAAAUAUUAUAUUUGUAUAGUAUAUUAUAUAUUACAUGUAUGGAAAAAGAAAGCACUUUGUUAAAAGAAAAAAAGGAAAAUACAAAAAGUUAAAAAAAUUCCUUCCAUUUGCUGCUAAACCGACCUUGUUUGAAUGCUGCAGUGUGUGCUUGACUUCUGUAACCUGAUCAGGACAGUGUGUUGGGGAGGUCUUAAGAGGGCAAUCAACAUUUUGGUUAUAAGGCCCCUAUGUUUUGAAUGACUCUGAGUCUAACGUCAUGAAUUAAUUUGCCUUCAGUAGAGAUUUCCUAUGGAAAAACAAAUUCUGCUUUGGGUUUUUCUUCAGGUUGAUGUACAGUGUAGACGCAUUUCUUCUGGGCAUUUGCCAGAGUUAUAUUGUUAUAAUUUUUUUAGUAAUUUGUACUUGUAACUUAAUGGAGAGGGGGAGACUGAGGUACUCACAAAGGCCCAUGUCCUUUUGUGAGUGCCUCAGAAGGAAAACUAUCAAUGUACUGUAUGGCAAGUAAUUUGUGGUGGAAAUGUAAUCCGGAUACUUUUUGCCUUUUCAAACACCCAUCCAUUCACGUAAGAUGGCCAAUAGUUGGUUCAAUUGCACGGCAGUGUUGCUGUGGAAACCAAUAUCGGCCAAUAUUGUACAGUCUACAACCAAGAACUCCAACCUGGUGAUAUGCUCAAAUCAACAAUGGCCUCUCCAUUGGGAUCAUUGAUGGCAAGUGAGGUUGAGCUAGGGGAAUUGAUGUUAUAUAAGAUGCUAGUAAAACAUCUUAUCUAGAAAGAGUGCUGUGAGUAGCUGAUUCUAGCAUCAGGGGUGUUUCCACACAGGUUUUCACAUUUAACAUGAUGGGCGCAAGCUGUGCAACUUUACAUUCUAGCCAGGAGACUCUGUGGCAUUUUAACAGUCAAGGAAGUGGUUGUCAUUCAAAGCCAGUAAAUAUUCCUUCUGCUCUAUUGACAUCAAACAUAUAUAAACAGAUAUUAAGCUAAUAGAUAGUGUAAUUAUGUGCUACUCUCGUCUGAUAAUUGAAUCCAUUAUGGUCUUUUCUGCUGCGAAUCAGGGUAACAACCAUUCUAUCAGAAAUAUAUGUUACGAAAUAUUAAAUCAAAGGAAAAUAUAUUUAUGUAAUCCAAAUUGUUGCGAUUUAUUUCUGCAGUUCAAUAAUAUUGUGUGCGUUUAAUGGAGAGUCAAUGUAAAACAAAAUGGUGCGAUGGAUAAGAAUAGUCAACGGCCAAUGGACUUGUAAGUAGAAAUAUUUUUCCUAGAUUUGCUUUUCUUUAUACUCUUAACAUGUGUAAACAUACAAAAAUGUAUUUUUCAAAAGGGAAAUAAUUUUGCUUUAUAGUUUUGAUCCAACCUGGGUUUUACCAUGCUGCUGGUCAUCUAUGGUUGGUAAUUCCUAAAUGUUUAAUGUAUGAAAAAUAUUAUCGUUUAUGAUACAUUGCAUAGACCUUUUUAUUUGCUAACAAAUGAUCACAUUUGAGUCAACCUUAUGCUAUAGUCUUAGACCUUCUGCUAAGUCUAUAGAUGUCUAAUGGCAGCGUUACCCAACAGUUAGAUCACAAUGCGAAAGUGACCAUACUCGAUUUGUUCCAAAUGGCUACAGUAGACUAGAGAGGAGGCGGCAAGCGUGUCUUGUCCCCUUUUUUUUUCUCCUUUUUUUUGUUGUUCAAUUCCUGAUAUGAUUUUGGCUUGCUUUCUGUAUGUAGUGGUUUGUAGUGUGUGAUGACAAUGUUCUUAAAAUGGUGCACUAUGCAGGUCUUACUCGUAAGACGGUGUUUCUUUAGUUUUCAGCUGUCUCGUGUCUGAGCAGAGCAUUUUAUUUGACGUUCUACAAAGACAUUUACUCUGUCUCCAUAACCCUAUGGAGUUGUUCCUAGUGGUGAAAGGCAGGUGGGGGGGGUUGAGUGGAGUUAUUCCCUCUGAAAUGGAGGAGCCAGGCGUGUGUAACGGAGAAAGGUCCCGUCUCGUCGAACACUGCUAAAUUGACAUGUUCUUCUUUCCAUCUUAUCUAACCAGUGGAAUGCUUUUGUGUUUUUGUUUUAACCUGUCAUUUUAAAGGACCCUGUAAAAAUGCAUUCUGCCAUUACAUAUACCUUUUCCCCCUACACCCACAGUGUCUAUAGAAAUUCAACACUUUUUUUUAUAGCAAAUUGUCGUGGGCUGUAUUUGAAUUUUUCUUCAAUGCUUAAGCAUUGCAGAACCAUUUUGAAAAGCCUCAUUUCAUGUCAUAACUUGCUCAACUUCCCCUAUUGCUUGUAGAAAUCCUCAUACUCCAAGGUUCUAUGCUUUAUAUGUAGUAUAACCAUUUUUGUGUAAUAUAUUGUUUGAUAAAUACAUGCAGUGAAUAUUUCAUAGGGAAUGAGCAUCAUGCAUGAAAAUCUCACUCAUCUAAUGUAUUUGUUUAUUGGUAAAACAUUUACUAAUUUACUAGCAAUGGGUGCAUCUUCACCCCGAGUUUAAGGAUUUUGUAUGUCUCAAGGACUUUAUUGACUUUAUUUUUUUCAACAUAAAAGAAUGAGCGCAAAGAGAUUUUUGUUUUGGAUGUUGAUCAAUAUAUUCAGACCAAACUAUUUUCCGUUGCUUUCCGUUGUUAUGACAACAAAUAGUACAAACAGAAGCAUACCCACAUUGCACUUGGUUUUACAAAAUGUCAAACAUUAUUUUUAAUACAAUGCCUGCUAAACCAGGUGCCUUACAAAAAAAUAAAAUAAUCCAAACUUGAUCUACACCCUUCAAAGUCUUGGAAGUUUUGUUUGGAUACAAGAUUUACUAUCUUUCUGCCCACGAUGCUAAGAAUUCUGACAUUUACUCUGUCUGGUGUUUUCACAGUGUAGAGUGGUGAUCUCAUGUACUUAGGAAAAUUGUUGCUGCUUUGCCUCAGACAGUUUUCUUAUAAGUUGAAUGUAGUCUUCCUUCGAGGGAUUCGAUUCAAUAUACGGAUGUGUUCAUACUCCAAAAUAUCCCAGUGUAACACUGGGUGAGAGAGACUAUCCAAAGAGUGCUGCAAUCAUGAGUCCAAGGAACUUUGUCGUCCUUAAUUCUGUGAACCUUUUUAUUAUUUCUUUGGUAUUUAUGCUUUAAAUCUGUAAGUUGUUGCACAUGUUUGAAUUUGUAGAUACAUUUUUUUUGGUGCCUUUUGUACUUUCCGACUUGCCAUACCAUUUAUUUUAUUAUAUUUACUUUUAACCUAAAGAAAUUACUUUACCUACAGAAAUUAUUUUAGAUAUUCAUGAUACAGCAGCGAGCUAUACAUUCUUGCUGAAAUACAUUUAGCAGACCCAGAGCGUCCACCAACAAUUUAUUUUUUUAUAUAGAACCGGUAGAUCUGCUUUGCAAAGACUAUGUCCAACCUUUUCUAACCUAUUGUGUCCCCUCCACAAAUUAUCAAGAUAAUUGUGCCUCUUUGUUCAUCAUUUUCUACUGUGCCACAAACGGCUGGGUUGCACUUUACCUGGAGCAGUGGCGCAUACAAGCAGGUGGCCUUUAGCAGCCGUUCUUCAAUGAACAAAUACGGUUUGAAAUAACUCUUAAUGACACACCGAGGUUUGCAUUGUUCAACUUUAGAUCUAUAUUAACCAUGGAGCUCCAGGAAACUGCAUAAAUAUUUUUCACUAGAGACCAAGGUAGGCAAGGUUUUAAACAUGGCAACCCCUGUAUAACACUUAAAGCGAUGAUAAUCUUGAAGUGGUGGGCCUCUGCACAUAAUCAGUUUCCUUGAUUUCUCCAAAGUGGUGCCAC
Messenger RNA from Oncorhynchus kisutch (coho salmon), 9048 nucleotides. RefSeq names its product CREB3 regulatory factor. Gene Ontology annotation, biological process: response to unfolded protein; regulation of transcription by RNA polymerase II. The record is from RefSeq and is a predicted model, not a curated record. NCBI's taxonomy places the organism in Eukaryota, Metazoa, Chordata, Actinopteri, Salmoniformes, Salmonidae. The coding region runs from base 314 to 2386 and encodes 690 amino acids. The transcript is spliced from 9 exons. Gene Ontology annotation, molecular function: DNA-binding transcription factor activity, RNA polymerase II-specific; RNA polymerase II transcription regulatory region sequence-specific DNA binding. Gene Ontology annotation, cellular component: nucleus.